CUUUGGCUGCAGUGGAUGUCUUCAAUUUCCCAGAACCCAGAACGCCUCUCGCUCUUCCUUUAUAAUUCACUGCGAUGUCGUCAGCCGUAGUCCCUGGAUCUGGCACUAUGAAUCAGUCUCUAUCAAGAUCAUGCAGGAUUCCGGCAAACCCUCCGCACUCGCCUGUGUACCCUGUCGGCGCCGCCAUCUGAAAUGCGAUGCCCGCAUGCCCAUCUGCACUCGGUGCCAGAACAAUAAUCAUGAUUGUCGAUAUGUCCGAUCACGUCGUGGGCUGCGGAGUAACAAGACGGGCCCUGGACCGACAGCGGAAGAGGAGGCCGAUGCUCUGUUCUCGUCGAAUAUCAUGAACUGGCUGGAUGCCUCAUUUUUAGAUCCAGAUUCCCUCCUCGACAUCCCUGACCUGAGUCUUGAUAUUUUCCAUCAAGAUCCAGCGCCAACAUCGCCAACGCCCGUGCAUAUUCCUCAUGCCGAGGAUAUCACCCAUGAUGCUAUGAUUCAGCUCUACUACCAUCACUUCCAUAGAUCGCAUCCUAUACUACUACCGAGACGGGCGCUGGCAUCGUCCGUUGCACAGCAUAUACCAGAUUAUAUUCCGGACAUCAUGCGCUACAUCGGCAGUCACUAUACUUCUGCUCCAACGCUCAAGGACAGCUUUUACCAGUCCGCUUACACCGUUCUCACCGCGCCGAAAGAUGGCUUUCAAGCCCAAGGUCUCCUCCUACUCAGCAUCCUGGAGCAUUCGCAUGGUCGCGAAGAGGCCGCACGACGACUUCUCCGGGAGGCCGUCCAGGUUGCAUACGGCAUCGGCAUGCAGACCCAGGCGUUUGCCUCGGAGAACUCCCACGGCUACCCCGUGCUGGAGGAAAGCUGGCGACGAACCUGGUGGGAGCUCUACGUCACGGAGGGACUCAUGGCCGCCAUGGGCUCCGGGCAAUGCGGGGUGCUCUCUUCAGGCUGGGAGGACUCCGAUGUGUGGCUCCCUUUACCAGAGGAGACUUACAACAUAAUUGCAGGAGGGGGUAGUGGUAACGAAACGAAAUCCGAACCCUUGACCCUGUCCUCCCUCUCUGACUGGCCAUCUGACCUCACCUCUCCCGUCUCCCGCAUCCACGCAGUACAAUUUCUUCGAGCUGUGCUCGAGCUCAACCAAUCCCUUGACCCUGCAACCGAGACGCAAACCGAGACGCUGGACGCACGGCUCGUCUCCCUACUCAUGCGCUUACCCUUAACCCCCUCAAUAACCGACGCAUCCACUAUCGACGAGAUGGCCUUCCAGGCCUUAAUGAUCACUUACCUGAGUCUAAUCCACCUCCACCACCCCCAUUCGACAAUCCGCUUCGCCUCCUACCAACGCGCAAACGCGCAAACCACGAACGCGGCAAAUAACCCCGCCUCCUCAUCCUCCUGCACAAGACUCCGCGUCCUCAGCCCAUCAUCAUCAUCAUCACCAGCAUCCGCAUCCGCAUCCGCACCAUCAACAUCGAACCCCACGAACCCCAUCCCCGCCCCCCACCUCCCGCUCAACAUCCACGCCCAGAAGAUGCUCCGAGCCGCCGACCUGAUAUCGAAUCUAGCCACCCUUCCCAGCUCCGUACAGUCCCGCACCCCCUUCUUCACCUGCGCCCUGGCGCUCGCCAUCGUCGUGCACACAGCGACCUUCAUGAUGUGCGUGCCCUCGCCCUCAUCGUCCUCUGCUUCUUCCCCUGCUGCUCCUGCAUCUUCCACCAAGGGAGCCAAAGAAGAUGCCCUAAAAGCGCGCAUCGAGCUCGGAGUCGGGGCCCUGCAGGUGCUAGGCCGGGUGUGGCCGCUAGCGAAACAGGUGAGAGGGGAGAUGAUCGAGCUGUAUCGCGGGAGGUGAUUUUCGCCGAUCCGCCGAUUAACCAUAAUUACCCGUCGCAACCUUGACGAGCAAAAGACAAGGACAGUAGAGAAUCAAAUGAAGUGGCAACGGUCGCUUUUCCUUUCAUCAUCC
Molecule: messenger RNA, 1972 nt
Organism: Aspergillus fijiensis CBS 313.89
Lineage: Eukaryota; Fungi; Ascomycota; Eurotiomycetes; Eurotiales; Aspergillaceae
Product: Zn(II)2Cys6 transcription factor
Exons: 4
Coding region: 131-1858 (575 amino acids)
Biological process (GO): regulation of DNA-templated transcription; DNA-templated transcription
Molecular function (GO): zinc ion binding; DNA binding; DNA-binding transcription factor activity, RNA polymerase II-specific
Source: RefSeq, a predicted model, not a curated record